This is a messenger RNA of Hyphopichia burtonii NRRL Y-1933, 1291 nucleotides long. RefSeq lists its product as uncharacterized. Gene Ontology annotation, cellular component: cytoplasm; nucleus. The record is from RefSeq and is a predicted model, not a curated record. The transcript is spliced from 2 exons. The coding region runs from base 234 to 1079 and encodes 281 amino acids. Lineage: Eukaryota; Fungi; Ascomycota; Pichiomycetes; Serinales; Debaryomycetaceae. Gene Ontology annotation, molecular function: RNA polymerase II cis-regulatory region sequence-specific DNA binding.
UUACAAAAAAAAAAAAAAAAAAAAAAAAAAAAUUUGAUUCUCUCUUUUAAAGCAAUUUGAUAUCGCCAUUUUAACGGAUAUAUAUUCACUUAACUUCUUUAUCUAUUCUCUAGUUUAGUACUUGAACCAUUUGCAAGAGCAUUAUUCAAACGUUUAUUAAGCUUUUUUUUCUUUGAUAGAGAGAAAUAUAGAACCCCACACUCAUACAAGAUUCUAAGAUAUAGCAGGAUAAAAUGUCAUUAAAACAAGAAGUUCCUCGUGACCCAGAACUACAUGACUCGUCCGGUAGGGAUGCCCCGGUAGUUGUUGAUAAAAAGGAUCCAACCAGUAGGCCAUAUAAGUGUCCCAUGUGUGAUAAGGCCUUUCAUCGUUUAGAACACCAAACCAGACAUAUUCGAACUCAUACCGGGGAAAAACCUCAUAGUUGCACUUUCCCAGGAUGUUUUAAGAAGUUUAGUCGGAGUGACGAAUUAACGAGACAUUCCAGGAUUCAUACCAACCCAAACUCAAGAAGAAAUAAGAACCUCUCCAAAGCAGCAGCUGCAGCCAUGAACACUAAUGAUAAACCAUCAUCGUCAUCAACAACGUCAAAGAAAACAACGAAACUCACCACCAUUCCGUCGCCGGAUCUGUCGUCAUCGUCCUCGUCAUCAAGCUCUUCAUCCAGCUCCAAUAUCAAGGCUGUUAAAUCAUCAAAACAAGUUAAAAAACUGCCUUCGCCAAAGAUGGAUGAAGUUUCCCCCAAACCACAUGCUACUUUUAGUUUCCAUCCAAUCAAAACUCCACCAAAUGAAAGACCUCCUUUAUUGAAAAAGUUAUCCAGUACUAUGAAUAUUGAUAUGUUGGCAAGCGCAGCGCUGGAAGAAUUAAAGAUUAUGGAAUCAAAUAAUUCGAGAUCAUUGCCUUCAUUAACUGAUUAUUUUGGUAAAACUUCCAAACCUUUAGCAUUACCCAAAAAUUCUUCCAAGAACAAUCUUCAAUAUUUAUCAAAUGUGGCGGUUAAUAAUAGUAAAAGUUAUACUACUUUGAAUACUACAAUGAGAAACAACUUCCCUUCAUUACAAAGACAUUCCAAAUAGUCCAGUCAUGAACUUAAGUACUAACACAACUCCCUUAAUUAGUGCCAGCAACUCAUUCACUAAUUUAUCAAAUUUUUUCAUGACUCCUGCAAGUAACCAGCAACAACAACACCAUCAACAUCCUCCUAGAAAUACAAAUACAACCCCUCCAUCCUCCGUUAAAACCAAUUCCCAUCUACAAACUCCAAAACUAUCGCCAUCGUCAAAUGGUG